GCUCAAACCGCGUCGAAUCUUCGAUCAAGGAGGCAGCUUUUUGAGCUUCUGCUGAGGUCGAGCGUUCCUCCGUGGAUUGACUCGUGAGCUUGCAAAAGCCUUCGGCUUUGCCAUGCCAGAUGCUGGACAGCCAAGGCUCAGCCUGACUUUUUCAGUGGCGCUGCCCAGCGCCACUGAAACCUGUAUCCAGCAUAAUUUUCCACAUUGCACCGUCAGAUUUGCAGCCAUGAGCGCCGACCCGCUCUAUGUCGUGCAGAGUGUAGUGGCUCUCGGCAGGGGCAUCAACGACGCGUUCCAGAACCUGAAGUUUCACAAGACGCAGGGGGGGGUUUUAAACAGCAGGAUUCAGCGGCUGAGGGCCAGAGUGGAGGAGCUGCAGGGCAGGCGCGACCUGGCGCAGCAGUACGACGCGGCCCUGCACGCGUUGCAGCUCCAAUUCAAGGCAGCUCUCCGCCUCUUCCAAGAAUGCAGCAGGAGUAAAGUGUACCGGCUGCUGAACCACCAGAGGAUCCGGGACGGGAUCAUCGACGUCAACCAGCAGAUCACGUACUGUUUGGUGGACAUUGACUUCAUCGGCGGCGACAUUGUCAAUGCGUUCCGGAAUGUCAACCCCCUGCGGUACGUGGACCCCCUGCUGGAGGGGGUGCGGCUCCCGAGCGCUGACCUCAGCAGCCCCCGAGCGGUUCUGCGAGCUGUGACGCACCUCCAGCAGACAGGCGAGGUCACCGCACAGGAUGUCGCCCAGUAUCGGGCGGACCUGGAGGCGCUAGAACGGCAGAACAGGGAGUUGCAGACGCAGCUGAGCUCCGGGUGCGCCGAGGCCGACGAGAGCUUCAUGGCGCAGGUCAUCGGCCUGCUGAAGGAGCUCGACGAGCAGCUGCCGAGCCCGGGCGGGUCGGGGGAGCUGGAGGUUCCGGAGACUUACAAGUGCCCGAUCAGUGGGGACGUGAUGGGGGACCCUGUCAUCAUCGUAGAAACUUACAUCACGUACGAGCGGAGCCAGAUUGAGAAAUGGUUCGGAGACGGCCAUCGCACCUGUCCCGUGACCAACCAGCACCUGGAGAGCACCCAGGUCAUCCCCAACCUCUCCUUACGCGAUCAGAUUCAGGGGUGGGCCAGAAACGCUGGCGUGACGCUGAGGCCCCCAAGCGCGGAACCCCCCCCGCCGCCAAGCGUGGAGCCGGAUCGAGCGCUCCCUCGCACUCUCUCCCGGCAAGACUCUGAGAUCGCCCCGGCCCUCAAGCCCUUGGAGCCGCGCAUCCGCCCCGGGAUUUCCUUAGCCGGGCUCACAGACCUGGCCGAGGACGGGGAUCCCCAGGCGCAGUUCGAGCUGGCACAGUGCUUCCUCGUUCCCGCGCGAGGCGCCCCGUACGACGCUCAGAAGGGGUUCAAGUGGGCCAAGAGGGCUGCCACAGGGGGAGUGCCCGAGGCGUGGGCGUUGGUUGCGGAGGGCUACUACCAUGGCACGGGAACGGCGCAGAACGUUGAGGAGGGGAUCAAGUGUGCGCAGAAGGCGGUUCAAUUGCCGGAGCCGGCUGCCAAGUUCAUUCUGGGGGAGGCGUAUGAGGGCGGGUUGGGAGGGCUUCCGAAGGACCCAGAAACGGCGGCCGAGCUUUUUAAAAAGGGGCUAGGGGAACUUAAGCGGUGGGCGGACGAGCCCCCGAGGGAUCCCCUCGCGCAACAGGCUUUGGGGCUGUUGUAUUUGAAUGGGCAUCGGACUGAAAAGGACGAGGAGCAGGGGCUUAUGUUGAUCGGCAAGGCGGCGGCCCAAGGGGCGGUGGGUGCUAACGCCUUUCUGGGAAAGUAUCACAAGCAGAAGGGCCAGGCGACAGCUUUCCCGUUCAUCAUGAGGGCCGCCGAGCAAGGCCACGCGGCGUCGCAGUAUGUUCUGGGGAGCAUGUACCAAAACGGGCAGGGCGUUACGCGGAAGCCCGCGCAGGCGUACGAGUGGUUCGCAAAGGCCGCAGCAGGGGGGAACGCGCUCGCACAGCUGGCGCUCGCAGAGUGCUUCGACGACAGGGUCGAUCCGAUUAAGUACCUGACGCUCGCGGCGGAUCAGGGCAAUGCGGAGGCGGCGUAUCAGUUGGGCAUUCGCCGCUUGACUGGGAAGGGUGUCAAAAAGGACCGGAAGCUGGGCCUUGAGUUUCUUUACAAGGCGGCUGACCUCAACCACAAGGAAGCCAAAGAGUUUGUCAGGGCGGAAAGUUCUCCCAGGAGUGCGGGGCGCAUGUGGAGGCGGGUCAAAGACAGCCUUCACACAGUCGCCGGGGCGGGAAAGGCAUUCGUGUAAAAGCUAGCUGUUCCUACGCCAGAGACGAUUGAGAUCCAAAGUGGAGCAGCCACUGGCAAGUUUUAGGGAGUCCGUACUCCGGAUGUAUUUAUAGGUACCGCUUGUACAGAUCAGCAUGGCUUUGUUUGCUGUACGGUUGCCAAGGCUUACCGUAGCUUUUGUAAAUUACUAUUUUUGACAGGCGCGUUUGUUGAGAGUUUCUACCGAUAGCGGAUAGUCAAAGGUUCAUACUUGUAUCGACAUUGAACACGAAAUCAUAAGAUUUAUUGGUCCGUCGCAACAUAUGAGCGAUCUAGCCAAGUAACUACUUGACUGGAAGACUUAAAAGGGACGCAAAGGCAGAUUCUGUCGGAGCCUGAUCAAUUGGAUAAAUAAGCUCUAUACUGGUAUAAUACGCCGUUCUUGCGAAUCACCGUCUGCGUCCGACAAGGUUGAGUCUUUAAUUGAUUGACUCAAGGUGGU
Messenger RNA from Klebsormidium nitens, 2752 nucleotides. The record is from the annotation of a GenBank genome assembly. Lineage: Eukaryota; Viridiplantae; Streptophyta; Klebsormidiophyceae; Klebsormidiales; Klebsormidiaceae.